This is a messenger RNA of Hyaloscypha bicolor E, 2175 nucleotides long. Its product is annotated as aldehyde dehydrogenase-like protein. The coding region runs from base 301 to 1908 and encodes 535 amino acids. NCBI's taxonomy places the organism in Eukaryota, Fungi, Ascomycota, Leotiomycetes, Helotiales, Hyaloscyphaceae. Gene Ontology annotation, molecular function: aldehyde dehydrogenase (NAD+) activity. Gene Ontology annotation, cellular component: cytoplasm. The record is from RefSeq and is a predicted model, not a curated record. The transcript is spliced from 3 exons. Gene Ontology annotation, biological process: aldehyde metabolic process.
UUGAGGGGAAGGCAGACGCCACCAUCACCUCCGGAUUUACGACAGCCACUGGGAGAAGCUAGAUCUUCACAUGAAAGUCAAGACGACAAAUCAUUUCGGGACUUGAGUUGCUCCGCUUUGUCUCGAACCGCAACACCUCUGCACAAAUAAAGCUUGAGUCUCGCAGCGCUUUGCCUCGCGAAUCUCUUGAAACAAAGCUGGCCUGACCAGCCCGAAUGCAAUCAUCCGCUCUUCUCUUUAAACACGAGAAGUGCAAGAUAACCAGAAACUGAAUUCAGGGAAACAGCUUCAUCCAGCAGAAUGGGGCCAAGCAAGAUCUCGCCCUUCGAGGCCACACCAAUUGACUCUAUCCCGGCCACCGUCAAUCUCUGCAAAACUUCCUUCCACGCACAAACGACUAAGCCUCUCUCAUACCGGUUGACACAGUUACGCAAGCUGUACUGGGGAAUUGACGACUAUGCCGAUGCUUUGGUUGAGUCUUGCAAGCAGGACAUUGGCAAGCCCGUCUUCGAAAGUUUCAUCUCCGAGAUCGAUUGGUGCAAGAACGAUAUCGUAUUCGUCACAAAGAAUCUAGAGAAGUGGAUGAAGGAUGAGGCCGCACCGGACAUGGCAUUUACCAACUCGUUGCUUAAACCGACCAUUAGGAAGGAACCUCUUGGAACCAUCUUGGUUAUUGGUGCAUACAACUUCCCUGUCCAGCUCCAGCUUGGUCCCGUUAUCGGUGCGAUUGCAGCUGGCUGCAGCGUUGUGCUGAAGCCAUCUGAGGUUUCGCCGGCCACAGCAAUGGUGAUUAAGAAGAUUGUCGAGGAGUACCUUGAUCCAAAUAGUUUUGCUGUUGUGAACGGUGGCGUCCCGGAAACAACAGCCUUAUUGAACGAGAAGUGGGACAAGAUCUUCUACACUGGAAGUGCUCAAGUUGGGACCAUCAUUGCAAAGAAGGCUGCUGAGACUUUGACACCCGUCACUCUCGAACUUGGAGGUCUCAACCCUGCUUUCAUCACCAAGAACGCGGACCCACGCCUGGCAGCGCGCCGACUUCUUUGGGGAAAGCUCCUUAAUGCUGGCCAGGUAUGUAUGAGCGAGAACUAUGUUAUGGUAGAGAAGGAGAUUCUCCCAGCAUUCAUCGAACAAUUGAAGAUAACCCUUAAAGAAUUCUUCCCUAAUGGCCAGAAGAGCAGCGAAGAUUUUGCCAGGAUUGUCAACAAGAGACACUUCCAGAGGAUCAAGAAGAUGCUUGAUGAAACCUCAGGCGAGAUAUUGAUUGGAGGAGAAAUGGACGAGUCUCAAAAUUUUAUUGAGCUCACUGUGGUUCAAGUUCAGGAUGAGAACGAUUCCACCGUUGUGGAUGAGAUUUUUGGACCUAUCAUGCCACUUCUCGCGGUGGAUAACAUUGAGACUGCUAUCCGUACAGCGAACAAGGUACAUUCAACACCUCUGGGUCUCUAUGCCUUUGGUUCGAAGGCAGAGACGAAUAAGAUCCUCAACGAAGUCACAUCUGGCGGUGCUUCCAUCAACGACGCCUAUUACCACGGCUCCAUCCCGACUCUCGCCUUCGGCGGUGUAGGCAACUCAGGGCAAGGUGCAUACAGAGGCAAAGCUUCCUUCGACAGCUUCACGCAUCGUCGUUCAGUCACCACCACCCCAGGCUGGAUGGAGAGCAUGAUCAGCGUCCGCUACCCACCGUAUGCCGGCAAACUCCCCCAAAUCAGACGUCUCACUCAGCAGAAGCCAAAUUUCGAUCGUCAGGGAAAGGAGAUCAAAGGUGUUGGGUACUGGUUUAGCUUUGUCUUUGGACUUGGGGCGAAUAGUCUGAAGGGAGCGAUUGCGAGGUGGGUAGUCGUUGCUCUUGUGGCUGUCGGUUUUAAGAAGGCCCAAGGAAACAGCUCAUUGCCUCCAUGGCUUAGAUAGAAGAGGGACGAUUGGUUCAAAAGUCGAUAUGAGUGCGAAGUUGGACCAUGUAUGAUUAUUAAGCACUCUUUUGGGCUUGGAGCAAUGUUUACGGGCCAGGAAGCACUGGGGACAGGAAACUCCUUGUCUUGUCACACGACACAGUUUUGAUAUUUGUCAAGCAAUCUUUGUUGCAUAUCGGAUUCCAUCCACAAUAUCCUCGGGGCACAUCUCCAUCUUGAUUCCUAAUAAGACUACGUCUAGUACUGGACUAUGAAUAUACACCCC